AGACAGAGACACCUGGGCAGAAGCAGACAGGAGGAGACGUUUCUAACCUUCAACACCUAUCUGUCUCACUGGGACCAACAGUUCUGAUGAUGCUCGUCUCUCGUUGCCUCCGUCUCGUCCUCCAUGAUGUCCUCACUCCGUCCUGCUUGCAUCACUUCCUGCUGGAGUUUGUAGGCACCGCCCUCUUCCUGUCUGCCAGCCUAUCAGCUGUCUUAAUAAGACCUGACCUGAGAUCAGCUGCCAGUCUGACCAAUCAGAGCCACUUGUCUGUGGGUCCAGAGUCUGGAGCCGCACCUGUGUGUCCCCUGCAUGUGGUCCUGGUCUUUGGUCUGUCUGUUGCCAUGGCGGCGCUCUGUGUGGGUGGGGCAGCUCACCUGAACCCAGCAGUUUCCAUAGCAAUGGCUCUGACUCUGAGGCUGCGUCUGUGGAGGGCAGUGCUGUACGUGAUUGGUCAGCUGCUGGGGGGCGUGGCCUCUGCAGGGCUGCUGAUGGUGCUGACGGGAGACGUGAUGCCUGCUGUGAACCAGGUGUCCUCUGGAGUCCAGCUGCACCAGGCGGUUACUGUCGAAACGCUCGUCACCCUCCAGCUGGUCCUGGUGGUCCUGAAGACCACAGACAUAUCUCUGCCGGCAGCAGCAGCACCUCUGUUGGUCGGUCUGGCUGUCAGUCUGGGUCACCUGGUGGCUGUGGGGGCCACAGGUUGUGGGAUGAACCCGGCCCGCUCCUUCGGUCCUGCUGUCGUCACACUGGACUUCAGAAACCACUGGGUGUUCUGGGCGGGGCCUGCUCUGGGGGCGUGUCUUGCUGCACUCCUGAAUGACCUGUUGCUGCAGCCGCGCUGGCGUUGUCCCAAAGACUGGUGGGCGGAGCUAAAGCAGCUUUAUCAACUGACAGACAAGCAGCAGGAGGAGGCUCUGUCACCGCUGCCGUAGCGCUUCACCUGACCCAAAAAAAAGCCUGUGAUGUCAUCAUGGUAUCUAUAGCUAUAAAACACCUGAGCAACAGAGUCGCAGUUUGUAUGAAAUGUUUCAAACUGAUUCUGAUCAAUAAAAUCCGUCUCCUGCUGUCUUUA
Molecule: messenger RNA, 1072 nt
Organism: Austrofundulus limnaeus
Lineage: Eukaryota; Metazoa; Chordata; Actinopteri; Cyprinodontiformes; Rivulidae
Product: aquaporin-1
Exons: 5
Coding region: 87-932 (281 amino acids)
Biological process (GO): hyperosmotic response; renal water transport; carbon dioxide transmembrane transport
Cellular component (GO): membrane
Molecular function (GO): water channel activity; ammonium channel activity; carbon dioxide transmembrane transporter activity
Source: RefSeq, a predicted model, not a curated record